This is a messenger RNA of Octodon degus (degu), 6149 nucleotides long. It is a transcript of the gene Znf142, whose product is annotated as zinc finger protein 142. The transcript is spliced from 13 exons. Bases 451 to 5949 code for a protein of 1832 amino acids. Gene Ontology annotation, cellular component: nucleus. NCBI's taxonomy places the organism in Eukaryota, Metazoa, Chordata, Mammalia, Rodentia, Octodontidae. Gene Ontology annotation, biological process: regulation of gene expression. The record is from RefSeq and is a predicted model, not a curated record.
GGUCACACAAAAGGAGCCCUGGGAGGCCGCUCCAGCCGCUGUCUACCAUAGAGAUGCGGCUCCCGCUGGCCCUGUCUCCUGAGAUAGGAAAGCUGAGGCCCAGAGAAGCGUGGCGGCUGCAUCUGUCCGAAGCCACACGGUGAAUCAGAGCUCAGAGGCAGGUGAAGGUUCUCAGUCUACAGGGCGCUGCGUUCCUCUUGGCUCUCACCUCCUAGAAGCUAGAAGAUUGCCCAGAGCAGCGAUAACAAGCACCUUGUGAAUACGGGGAUUACAUAUAUGCACCAACAAGACACCCAACUGAUCAGCUGUUUUGACUAGAAACAUUUUGGAGAAUAAGGAACAUCUGUUCAUACCUUAAAUUUCUGUGACUCAGUUUCAUGAGUACCAGGGAUUGAACCUGCCUGAUUGUCAGGCAGCAUUUAAGAGGCCACAGCACACUGGUCAGUGGUGAUGGCAGACACUGCACUGGAUUCACAGCCAGUCAACAGCACUGGAGAAAUGGAUGGACUGUGUCCCGAGCUAUUGCUGAUUCCCCCAGCUCUUUCUAACCGCGGAAUCCUGGGGCCCAUCCCAAAUACCUGUCCUGGGGACACUGAGCCAGGCUGCCUGCUGGUAGAGGCCACAGCUACUGAAGAAGGCCCAGGAAACAUGGAGAUUAUAGUAGAAACAGUACCUGGAACCCUGUCCUCAGGAGCUUCUGAAGAGAGCUCAGGUGUCCUGGUAAAAGUGGUGGAGGUAUACUUCUGUGAGCGCUGUGAACAGAGCUUCGCAGAGCCCACUCUGCUGUCCCUGCACCAGUGCACUGAGACCAAUAUACCACCUGUGCAGGGGGUUGCCAGCACCUCAUGCUCUGUAGAGCUGCCAGCCAGCAACCUCACCCUUCAUGGCCCCCUGCAGGGUAAAAGCUCAGCAGAUAGCCCCCUACCAUGUCCUGUAUGUAGACAGGAGUUUGCCCAACUACAGGCCCUGAAGAGCCACUUCAAGAUUCACCGGACCACUCUUGACACCUUCUGCUGCCCGGAGUCUGGCUGUGUGUUCUCUGCUGAAGAUCGUAAGGGUCUGCAGCACCACCUGAGGCAGACCCAUGGAGUGGUUCCUGUGUCAUGUUCUUUCCGAGGCUGCCCCCUGCUUUUUGGGAACCAGCAGGGCAUGGAGUUGCACCGGCAGGCCCAUUACCCAUUCCACUGCACCCAUUGCAGCUUCAUGGGCUCCAACAUCAAACUUUUUCGGCAGCAUCAGCGAAGCCAUGGGGCUGGGACACAGGAAGAACUUUCUGCUGUCCAGGGACUUCCAUCCCAGGAACUACUGCCAGCAGAGGGAGACCAUUUAGAGGAAACGGGUCCAUCUUUGCCUGGACAGGAUUCAGCUGAGGAGGAGGAAGUAGAAGACGAUGAGGAGACUGAGACCCAGAAAGACUCCCAGAAAGCCUUGGAUAAAGGCCAGCAGGCUCAACAGUUGGAAGGAGAUGUGGCUUCUGGCUCUGAGUCUCUCUUCAAGACACACAUGUGUCCCGAGUGUAAGCGCUGCUUUAAGAAGCGUACCCACCUAGUGGAACACCUCCAUCUCCACUUCCCAGAUCCCAGCCUUCAGUGCCCCAACUGCCAGAAGUUCUUUACCAGCAAGAGCAAACUGAAAACCCAUCUGCUGCGGGAACUGGGUGAGAAGGCCCACCGCUGCCCACUGUGCCACUACAGUGCAGUGGAGAAGAAUGCACUCAACCGCCACAUGGCCAGCAUGCACGAGGAUAUUUCCAACUUCUACUCAGACACCUAUACCUGUCCUGUCUGCCAUGAAGAGUUCCGCCUCAGCCAGGCCCUCAAGGAGCACCUCAAGAGCCACACGGCAGCAGCUGCAGCAGAGCCAUCUCCCCUACCUUGUUUUCAGGAGGGCUGCAACUACGCAGCCCCUGACCGCAAGGCAUUUGUAAGGCACCUGAAGGAGACCCAUGGGGUACGGGCUGUGGAGUGCCGCCAUCACUCUUGUCCCAUGCUCUUUGCCACAGCUGAAGCUAUGGAGGCCCAUCACAAGAGCCACUAUGCCUUUCAUUGCCCCCACUGUGACUUUGCCUGUUCCAACAAGCACUUAUUUCGCAAACACAAGAAGCAAGGCCACCCAGGCAGUGAAGAGCUGCGCUGCACCUUCUGCCCCUUUGCCACUUUCAACCCAGUGGCCUAUCAGGACCACGUAGGCAAGAUGCAUGCUCAUGAGAAGAUCCACCAGUGCCCUGAGUGCAGCUUUGCCACUUCCCACAAGAGAGUGCUCAUCCGACACAUGCUGCUGCAUACCGGUGAGAAGCCUCACAAGUGUGAGCUAUGUGACUUUACCUGCCGAGACGUGAGCUACCUGUCCAAGCACAUGCUGACCCAUUCCAACACCAAGGAUUACAUGUGUACUGAAUGUGGCUAUGUUACCAAGUGGAAGCAUUACCUCAGUGUGCACAUGAGAAAACACGCAGGUGACCUCAGGUAUCAGUGCAACCAGUGCUCCUAUCGCUGCCAUCGGGCUGAUCAGCUGAGUAGCCACAAGCUUCGACACCAGGGCAAGUCCCUGAUGUGUGAGGUGUGUGCCUUUGCCUGCAAGCGGAAGUAUGAGCUGCAGAAACACAUGGCUUCCCAGCACUACCCUGGCACACCAGCCCCACUUUAUCCCUGCCGCUAUUGCAGCUACCAGAGCCGCCAUAAGCAGGCCCUGCUGAGCCAUGAGAACUGCAAGCACACCCGUCUCCGUGAGUUUUGUUGUGCCCUCUGUGACUACCGCACCUUCAGCAACACCACUCUCUUCUUCCACAAGCGGAAGAUCCAUGGCUACAUGCCUGGGGACCAAAUCUGGCAUCUCCGUGAUGCUAGCCAAGAGCCAGGAGGGACCAAACAGUGUUUGGCACCCCCACCAGACUUGGAACCCUCAAGCCAGCUAUCUGUCCAGCCUGAGGACCCAAGCCAUGAACCUGGGACUGUGGUAGAUCCCCACUUGGACCAGGCCCUGCCAGCGAUUAGUGAGGAGGGCAGCACCAAGAGACAGAAUGGCAGUGAGGCUCUCCAUGAGGAUGACCUGGUUGGCAGUCCCAGUCCAACAGAAGUGGAGGAGGGCAGCUGCACACUGCACUUAGAGGCCCUGGGUGUAGAGCUGGAACCUGUGGCUGAGCCACCACUUGAGGAACUCAAUGAAACAGCCCCUGUAGAAUUCAGGAACCUGGAUUCCUCUGGGCCUGUGCGACUGGAAGGGCCGGAUGGGCCAGAAGCACCAACAGUGUCUGGCUUUGAAAGUGUUGGGACUGCAAGCUUGGGUGCUGAAGAACUUGUUCUAGAAAAGCCUAUCCCUGAGCCCACCAGAACUCUAUCCUCAGAGGAGGUCACUAACAGCUGGGUAGAAAACUUCAAGGCAACUCCCCCUUCUGAAUUGGCACCCUUGCCUCAGUUUCUUGAGUCAGAGUCUCUCCUCAAGGCUCUAAGGAGGCAGGACAAAGAACAAGCAGAAGCAUUAGUGCUGGAGGGCCGGGUGCAGAUGGUAGUGAUCCAGGGACAGGGCCAAGUUUUCCGCUGUCCACACUGCCCUUUUGUCACUCGCCGGGAGAAAGCCCUGAAUCUGCACUCUAGGACAGGGUGCCAGGGCCACCGAGAGCCCUUGCUGUGCCCUAAGUGUGGGGCUAGCUUUAAGCAGCAACGUGGCCUCAGCACCCACCUCCUGAAGAAGUGCCCUGUCCUGCUCAGAAAGAACCAGACCUUACCCAGAACAGAUACUCCUAUCCCACUGCAUCCUCAGCCCCAGGGAACCCAGGCCUCAGAGGAUGCAGAAGGCAGGAAGCCCCCACCUGCACCAGUAGAAGAAGAGCUACUGUUUCAAAAAGAUGCUCUUCAUAAGCUUCCCAAGGAGUCAGAAGUAGAGCCUCUUACCACACCCUCUGACUUCCCAGUCCCUCCUACAGGAAACUCCUCACCCACAGAGACCCCUGAGAGAUUCCACUUUGAGCAGGGCAAGUUUCACUGCAAUUCAUGCACAUUCCUCUGUUCCCGGCUCUCCUCUAUAACCUGUCACGUGGCCGAAGGCUGCCGGGGAGGGCGUGGCCGUGGAGGAAAGCAAGGGUCCUACCAGAGCAAUGGGAACUCUGUUCCCCUGAGUAAUGAGUUUGGAAAAACUGAACCCAUCAUUGGUGAUGGGGUCGCAGCUUCAGCAUCUCAGAAGCAAAAGGUGGCCCUCUUUUCCUGCCCCAUGUGUCCCUUCAGCUGCCAGCAGGAAUGCGCCCUGAAGACUCACCAAACCCAAGGCUGUCGCCUUGAGCAGUCUGCAGAGCUGCACUGUGGCCUCUGCCCAUUUAGUGCCCCCACAGCUGCUGCCCUGAGGCUCCACCAGAAGCGAAAGCACCCUGCUGCAACUCCAGCCCGAGGACCCCGGCCCCCUCUGCAGUGUGGGGACUGUGGCUUCACCUGUAAGCAAAACAGAUGCCUUCAACAGCACCGGCGGCUCAAACAUGAGGGAGUAAAGCCACAUCAGUGUCCUUUCUGCGACUUUUCGACCACCAGGCGAUACAGGUUGGAGGCUCACCAGUCCCGACACACAGGUGUUGGCCGCAUCCCCUGCAGCUCCUGCUCUCAGACAUUUGGUACCAACUCAAAGCUGCGCUUGCAUCGGCUAAGAGUACAUGAAAAGACACCUACCCACUUUUGUCCACUCUGCGACUAUAGUGGCUAUCUUCGCCACGACAUCACUCGCCAUGUCAACAGCUGCCACCAAGGUACCCCAGCCUUUGCCUGCUCCCAGUGUGAGGCCCAGUUCAGCUCUGAGACAGCACUAAAGCAGCAUGCUCUGCGCCGACACCCGGAGCCCUCACACCCUGCCCCUGGCUCACCUGCCGAGGCUGCCGAAGGUCCCCUGCAAUGUUCCCACUGUGGGCUGCAAUGUCCCAGCCCUGCCAGCUUGCGAGGACACACCCGUAAACAGCACCCACGGCUGGAGUGUGUGGCUUGCCAGGAGGCCUUCCCUAGCCGACCUGCACUGGAUGAGCACCGGAGGCAGCAGCAUUUUAGCCACCGCUGCCAGCUGUGUGACUUUGCUGCCCGGGAGAGGGCAGGCCUGGUGAAGCAUUACUUGGAACAGCAUGAGGAGACUUCUGCAGCAACUGAGGCCUCUAAUGGGGAUGGGGACACCGUCCAGCCUCCUCUACAUUGCCCCUUUUGUGAAUUUGCCUGUCACCAUCAGUUGGUACUAGAUCACCAUGUAAAAGGGCAUGGGGGCACCCGACUCUACAAGUGUACUGACUGUGCUUACAGCACCAAGAACCGGCAGAAAAUCACCUGGCAUAGUCGCAUCCACACAGGGGAAAAGCCUUACCGCUGUCAUCUCUGCGCCUAUGCCUGCGCAGACCCGUCUCGCCUCAAGUACCACAUGCGGAUCCAUAAGGAGGAACGGAAGUACCUGUGCCCCGAGUGUGGUUACAAGUGCAAAUGGAUCAACCAGCUCAAGUAUCACAUGACCAAGCAUACAGGACUAAAGCCAUACCAGUGUCCUGAGUGUGAGUACUGCACCAACCGGGCCGAUGCACUGCGUGUACACCGGGAGACUCGACAUCGAGAAGCACGGGCUUUCAUGUGUGAGCAGUGUGGCAAGGCCUUCAAGACACGUUUCCUGCUGCGCACCCACCUUCGCAAGCACAGUGAAGCCAAACCUUACGUGUGCAACGUGUGCCACCGUGCUUUUCGCUGGGCUGCCGGUCUGCGCCAUCAUGCCCUCACCCACACCGACCGCCACCCCUUCUUCUGCCGUCUCUGCAGCUACAAGGCCAAGCAGAAGUUCCAAGUGGUCAAGCAUGUGCGCAGGCACCACCCUGACCAGGCCGACCCACACCAGGGUGUGGGCAAAGACCCCACCACUCCCACCGUGCAUCUGCAUGAUGUGAAGCUGGAAGACCCCAGUCCCCCUGCUCCUGCCACUCCCUCCACUGGACCUGAGGGCUGAGCCUAGUCUGCCUCCCAGAUGGGAGCUGGUUAGGCCAAAGAUAGGGAUCAGAGCCCACUUGAGGUGCUCAGGGCCUAAGGAAGGACUGGCUAUGAGUUGUCAGUGCAACUAUAACCCCCAUGGGACUCUAGUCAUAGUACUUUGAAAUUAAUGGCUGUAUAAAGAAGAGACAUGAGCCAAAACAUUGAUUUCUUUUUGAA